GAGAGCGAGACAGAGAGAGAGUACUGUAGUUGUGGAUACCGUGGUGGCGAUGGUGCAGUGUGGCAGUAAAAUUUUGAGAGUUGAGGGGGAGUAAGAGAGAGAAAGAGAGCAUAGUGGAGGGAAGAACCAAGCUGGCAUGGAUGUCGUAGCAGAAGUGAGAGGAGUACUGCGUACAGGAGUGGAUAUUGGUGGUGUAGGAGAGGGAGAGGUGGAUGUGGGGGCGAAGGAGGCGAGGGAUGAUGUUGUCGUCUUGUUGUAUGUAGCGAUGGAACAGGGGUUAUUGUAAGGUUGAUGGUUGCGUGAGAUUUGUGCAAGCGGCGGAUCGCUAUGUCGGGGAUCUGCUGGAGUGAUGAUUGUUUGGGUGGAAGGGGAGUGGCGGUAGAUAUGGGGGUGGAGUGAGGUCGGCGUCACUCUUGUGUAGCAUUUCGGGCGACAAGAGGUGAAUGAUCCAGGUUGGGUGUCGGCACCCAGACAUGCUUGGCUGGUAUAGGAAUAGGGAUGCCCUGUGUGCAGUACAUCUUGUGCCAUAGAUGUGGAAAAGCUUGAGGGCUGACAAGAAUACGGAUAGAGUGCAGCAGCAGCUUGAGAGGGCGAGGACUGAGGAAGAGGAGGAGGGUAUGCUUUCGUGUGCUUUGUAAGAAUGAUUCUUGGUGGGGGGAUUUGAAGACUCUAUCUUGAGCAGGGAGUAGCACGUUGGGUGUGUCGCACCCUCUGGGGUUUCUGUUGUGCGAGUUGGACAUUUGCUGUCCAUACCGACCUGAAAUUAGUUGACGGCCGGCACAGGAAACAAAUCAGUAACGGUUCUGAGUAGUUUGGGGGAGCUUGAGAGGCUGUCCAAGAUUUCGCAAGGGUCUCAAAGAAUUUCACGGGUUCUUUGGGAUCAACGUGGGGAUUUGGGUGCAGAGGAGGUCGCUUGGUGUGAAGUCAAGCUGCCGACACGGGAAACAUAACUACGAAGGGAAGAUAGGUCCUUACUGUGUAGAGUACAUGAGGUACAGGACAUGUCAUGCUUGGAGGGGUGAAGUUUCCGUGAGUAGCGAAUCUGCUAAUUGAUAUGUGGUACAAGGAGUGUCAAAUCAAUGAUUAUGUGCUGCUGAAGACACUUGAAGCUGAUGUUCCGCUGCAGAUGAGUCUGCUGAUACGUCGACUCCGCUGUUACCCUCAGAACUUCACAUGACAGAAACGUGGAAGGAGCAAACGAUGGAUGCCUCAGGGAAGUACGUGCGCUACACCAAUGAACAAGUGGAAGCCUUGGAGAGGGUGUACCAUGAGUGCCCCAAGCCCAGCUCCGUUCGGCGCCACCAGCUGAUCAAAGAGAGCCCCAUUUUGGCAAAUAUCGAACCCAAGCAGAUAAAAGUGUGGUUUCAGAAUCGACGAUGCCGGGAGAAGCAACGCAAGGAAGCAACAAGGCUGGUCAGUGUUAAUGCAAAGCUGACAGCUUUGAAUAAGCUUUUGAUGGAAGAGAACGAGCGUCUAGCGAAACAUACCUCGCAGCUUACUCUUGAAAAUCAUGCCCUUCGUCAGCAGAUUCCCAACCUUCCCUUCCCCGACGGAAGACAUCGUCUCCCAUCUCAUAGUCCUUUGAAGAUAGAAGGAGCAGUCAAUGGUGGAGAUGAGAGCUCUACUCAAGGCGGUAUCUGUGUAAAAUUGCCUGGGCAGGCUGGUGUAGCCUCCACAGAUACUAGCUGUGAUUCUGCUGUUACUGGUGGUCUACCGCAUCGUGUCACUCCUCAGCAUUCCCCUCGCGAUACCAGUCCUGCGGGAUUGUUAGCCACUGCGGAGGAAACACUGACUGAAUUCCUGGCUAAGGCCACUGGAACGGCGGUAGAUUGGAUUCAGUUACCUGGUAUGAAGCCUGGUCCGGAUGCCAUUGGCAUUAUUGCUAUAUCCCACGGUUGCGUUGGUAUAGCAGCUCGAGCUUGCGGCCUAGUGGCCCUCGAUGCUAGUAAGGUUACAGAAGUACUCAAAGAUCGUCCAGCUUGGCUACAAGACUGUCGACGCAUGGAAGUCCUUGGUGCCCUUUCCACAGCGAAUGGAGGGACUAUAGAAUUAUUAUACACCCAGAUGUACGCACCGACAACCUUAGCACCUGCACGGGAUUACUGUACUUUGAGAUACACUACAAUUUUGGAGGAUGGAAACCUGGUGAUAUGUGAGCGUUCACUAACCGGUGGUCAGGGUGGACACACAAUGCCGCCCGUCCAAUCCUUUGUAAGAGGAGAGAUGUAUUCAAGUGGUUAUCUGAUUCGGCCGUGUGAAGGAGGCGGUUGUAUCAUUCACGUCGUAGAUCACUAUGAUAAGGAACCUUGGAGAGUGCCAGAAGUUCUGCGGCCUUUGUAUGAAUCUCCAGCUGUACUCGCGCAGAAGUCCACAAUUGGGGCAUUACGGCACUUAAGAAGGUUAGCUGCAGAAGAAAGUGGCGAGGGAGUUCCCCGGAAUGGACAUCAUCCAGCAGUACUCCGUAUACUAGGCCAGCGACUCACCAAGGGCUUCAAUGAUGCUGUCAAUGGAUUUGGAGAUGAUGGCUGGGAGACUACAGUAACCGAUGGUCUGGAUGACGUUAGUGUGAUGGUCAAUGCAACCCCCAAAUCUAUGGAAGGACAGAUUGCAUCAGACAAGUUGCUGUACUCUCUGGGUGGCGGCAUACUCUGUGCAAAAGCCUCCAUGUUAUUGCAAAAUGUUCCACCAUCACUACUGAUCAGGUUCUUGAGAGAACAUCGGUCAGAGUGGGCGGACUAUGAUAUGGAUGAUAUGGCAUCUUUUCGGAGCAAUGGCAACGGCUAUGUUCCUCGAGGUGGUGGGGUGUCCCACGUCCAAUUGCCACUACCUUUGGCCCAAUCUGGAGAAUGUGGAGAGAUACUGGAGGUUGUGAAGCUGGAAGGUCACAGCUCAGUGCAACACAUGGUUCUUUCCCGUGACAUAUUCCUCCUUCAGCUCUGUAGCGGAAUCGACGAGAGUGCACUUGGGGCAUGUUCACAAUUGAUCUUUGCUCCAGUUGAUGUUGCUCUGGCUGAUGGCAUCCCUCUUCUUCCAUCGGGCUUUUGCGUUAGUCCUAUUGACACGAAUGUAGUGGAUGGAUUUGGACUUGAUCGGACGCUUGAUUUAGCUUCUACUCUAGAAGGAGGGAAUGAUUUGCGCCUGAACGGUGAUGUGAAAUCGAAUAGCAGCUCCGGCCAGAUGCGGUCUGUUCUCACGAUUGCAUUUCAGUUUGCGUACGAGGUGCACACACGUGAAACUGUUGCAGCUAUGGCUCGACAAUAUGUGCGCACUGUAGUGGCAUCAGUCCAACGGGUAGCAAUGGCAUUAGCUCCUUCUCGAGGAGCAGCUCCCCCUCGCCAAGCACCUAGUAAUCCAGAUGCACUUUCCUUAGCAUGCCAUGUUCUGAGCAGCUACAGGUUCCACCUGGGUAUUGAUCUGGUGAGACCAGAGAAUGGAAGUGACGAAGCUCUUUUCAAGGCAUUCUGGCAUCACACAGAUGCUAUUGUGUGCUGUGCGUGGAAGGGAAUGCCAGAGUUCGUGUUUGCCAAUCGAUCAGGCCUUGAGAUGUUCGAAACCGCUACAAGCUCUCUGCAGAAUCUGAAUUGGGAGAAGACUCUGAAUGAGAACGACCGCAAGUUGUCAUAUGCUACGUUUACUCAAGUUUUGCAACAGGGUUAUUGCUCCCUUCCAGCAGGAGUGCGCAUGUCCAGCACAGGUCGCACCGUAACCUACGAACAAGCCCUGGCAUGGAAAGUUUUAGAUGACACGAAGGCAGUCGAGUGCAUUGCCUUCCUCUUCAUUAAUUGGUCCUUAGUUACUUGAUUUGAACAAACUUCAUCUUCUUCUUUCCAGCUUGUUGCGUUUCGUGAGGGUAGUCCCUACAUUCCAGGCUGUGAAAUAACCGUGCUGCCAAUGUCAUGGAAACUCGGCUUUGGCUGUUUUUUGUUGAAUCGAAUCUAGUUGAAGCAAACUGAUUGGAUUCAGUGUGAACACACUUCUGCUAUUUAUGAAGUUAUGAAGCUUUUGAUCCUA
This is a messenger RNA of Physcomitrium patens, 4011 nucleotides long. Lineage: Eukaryota; Viridiplantae; Streptophyta; Bryopsida; Funariales; Funariaceae. The record is from RefSeq and is a predicted model, not a curated record.